Molecule: messenger RNA, 1006 nt
Organism: Ricinus communis (castor bean)
Lineage: Eukaryota; Viridiplantae; Streptophyta; Magnoliopsida; Malpighiales; Euphorbiaceae
Product: NADH-ubiquinone oxidoreductase chain 1-like
Exons: 2
Coding region: 1-402 (133 amino acids)
Biological process (GO): aerobic respiration
Cellular component (GO): membrane
Molecular function (GO): NADH dehydrogenase activity
Source: RefSeq, a predicted model, not a curated record
AUGGGGGUUAAUGCUUUUAGCAGUUAUCACCUCUGCAUUUGGUACCUGUGUUUCAUGGGUUUGGGAUGUGUACCGGAAAAUAACCCGGUACAAUCACAGCAGCGAUGCUUAGCUCCAUUCGGGGAUGUCAUCUACUUUAAGGAUAUAGAUACAGUACAAACUUUAGCAGAUGGUUUGAAACUGAUUCUAAAAGAACCUAUUUCACCAAGUAGUGCUAAUUUCUCCCUUUUCAGAUCCAACAGUCCAGUGGCUACAUUUAUGUUAAGUCUGGUUGCAUGGGCCAUUGUACCUUUUGAUUAUGGUUUGGUAUUGUCAGAUCCUAACAUAGGGCUACUUUAUUUGUUUUCCAUAUCUUUGCUAGGUGUUUAUGGAAUUAUUAUAGCAAGUCGGCUUAGUAAUUAGAGUUCUUGCUGUAUCAUGACCCUGCUAUUUGGAGCUUUAAUUUCCUCCAUUGACCAUUUGAAUCUCAGUCCUUAAUAUACGAAAAGCUGCUCCGAGUAGUGAGCGAUAUGUAGUUAGCCAUACUGAGAAGAUGAAAAAUCUCCGGGAAUCAUCUGCUAAUCAGUGGAUUCCUUAUAGUUUCUUAUCGCACUGAGAAGAUCAGAAAUCUGUAGAAUUCUCCUGCUAAUUGGUGGAUCCUUCAGAGUUUCUUAUCCUAUACACACAUCCAACUCUCACAUCUCAUUUUUAUGCAUUUCUUCAAUAUGGAUACAUCGGAGAAUUGUGAAGGGUGAUGGACUUUGGGUUUCUGGCGCACUGGGAAAUUGUGAAAGUGUAGAAGAGGAUAUUAGGAUUCAACUCCUAACCUCUUGGCGAGCAUUUCAUUACUAAAUUAAGCCUCCAAAAUCGGUCAGCCUUUCUUAAUUUUAUCUCGAGUCUCAACACUCUUUAUUCAAUAUGCACUUAGCUCGCUUGUAUCUAAACACAUCCUUUCUUAAUUCUGUCCCUUUCAAUCUGUUUUUUGAUUGAUGAUUACUUUUAGCUUAAACCUAAAACUGGGUCAAGU